Melampsora larici-populina 98AG31 is the source of this 804-nucleotide messenger RNA. RefSeq lists its product as uncharacterized. The record is from RefSeq and is a predicted model, not a curated record. The transcript is spliced from 6 exons. Bases 1 to 804 code for a protein of 267 amino acids. NCBI's taxonomy places the organism in Eukaryota, Fungi, Basidiomycota, Pucciniomycetes, Pucciniales, Melampsoraceae.
AUGUAUUUCACUUCCAAGGGGUUGAUCAACCCCUUGGCCCUCAAACUCCUUUUCUCACCAACAAUUCAGUCAUAUACCGCUCUCGAAAACGCGUUGGAAGGGUAUCUUCCAGACUCGUUAUUUAAUACUAUCAAGAAAACAGUCGCGAAAGAGGGCGCGGUAUUUGCGGCCGAACACCUUCCUCGCCAAAUCUGUGGUGUGGAAGAAGCCCCCGACACACAGUGCUAUGCCAGCGCCCUCAAAAAGGCUGGAAAACAGGCGAGGGAAAAAUUGCACAAUGUGGUGGGUAGUCUUCCGCUAUCUCAUCUCUCGUGUUGGGGAUCAGUGAAACUCACAACAAGAGCAGCUCUUGUUCCCCAUAUCAAAGGAAUGGUCCAACGUGUGGCUGUGAGGUGUGGAGUUGCCGGGGAGAAGGUUGGCGUGGAAGUAGUGUGGGCAGCGACCGAUCGGCCAACACGGGCACGAAUCGCCUAUCUCCGUCGAGAAGCUGCGCGGUUGGUGCUCAAAGGGGGUAGAGGUUCCGAAUCCAUUUGGGCUGUAGUGGAUCGGAAGCUUUCCGAGCUACGAUCAAAGGGGAAUGAUGACUAUACGACUGCCUUUUAUCAAAUAAUCUAUGACGAGGACCGCAAGUACUUUGAUGGGAAAGUUUGGUUCAAGGACCUGCAAGCACGCGAGCCAAAAGUCACUUUGGACUUGCCAUCGGACGAGGCGAUCAUGGCGCGCAUGUCUGAGGGCGGGGGUAAUCCGACUCCUUCUGGAUCUAAUACGAACUCGGUCCAUAAUCCAGCAGCAAAUCAAAAUUAA